This is a messenger RNA of Aspergillus pseudonomiae, 294 nucleotides long. RefSeq lists its product as uncharacterized. Lineage: Eukaryota; Fungi; Ascomycota; Eurotiomycetes; Eurotiales; Aspergillaceae. The coding region runs from base 1 to 294 and encodes 97 amino acids. The record is from RefSeq and is a predicted model, not a curated record. The transcript is spliced from 3 exons.
AUGUCGACCCCGGCGAAUAGAAAGCGGGCUCUGGAACGUAUCAAUUGCCGCGAAGAGCUAUCUGAACACCUUAAAAACAAACUCUCUAUCUUGGUGGCUCCCGCUGAAGUGCGACUGCAUCCCCUGAACACUGACAAGUAUCGGUGGCAUUUUAAAGACAGCAAGCGAUAUCUUUUUACCAAUCAACUGAGCAAGUUAUCUACGAAUGCCUAUAUCGAGAUCCGUAGAGCACUUACAAGUGGCGACAUUUGGGCUGUGCUACAGGACGGUCUCCAGCCCAGCAACAAGGCAUAG